Molecule: messenger RNA, 6158 nt
Organism: Mercenaria mercenaria
Lineage: Eukaryota; Metazoa; Mollusca; Bivalvia; Venerida; Veneridae
Product: RING finger protein 145-like
Exons: 2
Coding region: 728-2185 (485 amino acids)
Source: RefSeq, a predicted model, not a curated record
AAUUUAAAUUUAGCGAUUGUAUCUAAUAAACGGACUAUGCACGCUUAUAACACAAGGAUGCGUUUGACAGCAUGUUGCACGCAAAUCGAAUGACGAUAUGGUAAAUCAUAGAAUAACAAAAUAUGCAUCGAUGACAUGUAAAAAAAUACUAAUAUCGGAUUGCACAUCAUGUCAGUGUAUGUUUAUCGUGCGCUAAAUAUACGUAUUUCUCAAUAUUUGGGGUUUCCUACUGAAAAUUCUUUGAAAAGAAUAUCAUUUAGAUCAUGGAGACCGUAGAAAAAGGAGCUCAGUUUGUACAGAAGUAUACACAAAGAUUGUUUGAACAUAUUGAGAAACAAGCACUUCGAACUGGUGAAAAAUGUGAUAUUUAUUUGGAUAACAUUUCACCAAGAAAGAAAUAUCUGUGUGAAAUAUUGCUAAGGGUUCCGUUGAUUUUCAUAAUUCACCAGUGGCUACUUCUCUUUCCGUAUUCUAAUUACUGGAUUAUUGAAUUUUUCCUUCUCUUCGUCCGAUUCGGAGUUCCCUGGUUGGAACAUGGGCAUUCAACAUCGGAGUCCUUCUGCAAGUAUACACUGUCCUUACAAUAGAUGUAGCCGUCACAUGGUUGAAACGUAUUGAUUAUUGGACCCGUCAAGACGAAGCAUAUGGUAUUAGCCAUGAAAAGAAUAUUCUUGUUUGGACUAAUGUAACAGAACAAUCGAGGGCACUAGAGAUAUGUUCCAUUUCAAUGCAGAUUGUCUACCUUUGUUGCAGGCCUGGAGCGUUCGCGCACAGAGGGAAAGUGCAUAUAUCCGCCUGGAUAUACAUUGCAUUGUUUGGGACCCUUGUUCCCAAUAUUCUAAGCGUUUUAGGUAUAUCUCCUUCUUUUCUGUCGGAAGUGUCAUAUUGGAUAGAAAGUACAUUAUUGAUAACAGUAUGUAUAUUUGAAGUAAGUUCAAAUAUGAAUGUAGAUAUAAAAGUUGAUGAAAAUAAAUUAAUUCAACUGACUGCCAAGCCCACACUGACAAAUGAUGAACAGACGACACUAGAAUACAGAACUAGAAUGCAAGAUUUACAAUUACGUAUAGCAACACGAAAUCGGUUUCCAGAAAAACGGUCCAUGCGAGAUACAAUGCUUGCCUUUGGAGCUUUGUAUUUUCUCUUAAAUCUUCUGAUCGAAAUUACCAUAAAUCAAACACAACUCACGUCUUUGUCGUCAUCCGAUACACUUUUUGAAGUAUUAUCUGUUUGGUGCACGACAGAGGUGAUUGUUGUUUCCGUUUCGUAUGGACUUGGACUCAUAUCUAAUAUUUGCGUUGCUCUGUGUCACAUAAUCCUUACUACCGAAAUAAUCAUAAUAGAGGCUUUCGAUGCGAACAUUGGUGGCAUUGUACAAGUAUCUGCGCUCAUAGCAUUUAUUGACGCAGACAUUUUGUCUUUAGAGUACACUGCAAAAUUAGAAGCCAUGAAAAUGGUAGUAUUCCUUUCAGUAUACGCUAUAAUCUUCCAAACACUCGAUGCUCUGGAACAGAAAAUACUGAAUACAGUUAACAGAGGCGAGUCUCCAGGUGUGUUAUUCUACCUGCGGGUCGGGAUUCUGACAGGACUUCUUGUGACUGUCCCAACCCUUUUCACAAUUAUUGUUUCGGAGCAUUUAGACAUAAAUCCAUGGCUUCUCUUUAUUGCAUGUGGAAAUUGUAUGCUCAUACUUCAAACUUUGUUUAUGUUAUUGGAAUGUACCUUCGUGUCAAUCACAUGGAACACUACACAGCAUCUAGGUAUAUUAGAAGACCUGAUACAUUACACGCAAGUAUCAAAGUGUCUGUGUCUGGUUGUACUAAAUACUUUUCAGAGUUAUUGUAGAUAUAUUUGUCCGUUUUUUAAAGGUUGGUGGUUAUUAAGACUUUUCGUAGCUGUAUUCAACUGUUUGGGUGUUGUAUGUGUUUUGGGGAUUAUAGAAUUAGAUAGAUACAAUAGCCGAAACCGUACGAGAUCACUCCUUAACAACCUGCCAGAUGUAACGUUCAAAUCUACAAACACCACAAACGAAAAUAGUGCAGAGGAAUUUCAAGACUGUGCGAUUUGUUUAUCUGUGUUGUCAGAAGGGAAGACUUUACCUUGCAAACAUGCCUUCCACAAGGACUGCUUAAGAAGAUGGCUUCAAGUUAAGGCAGUUUGUCCUUUCUGUAACACUGAAAUUGAAUGAGAAAUUCUACACCUUUUGAAACUGAAAAAUUAGAAGCUAGAAAUAAAAAGUAAAAAAAGUAAGAAAUUUGAAGUAAGAAUGUAGAAAUAAACAGUUUAUAAUUUGAAAUAAGAAGUAAGAGAAGUAAGAAAUUAAAUAUCUCUUUUGGGCUUUCGUGCUAUACAGAGAAGGAUAUGAAAGUAGCCUCUACAGAUAAAUAAAAUGUCAAAAUACGGCUGGGGUGUACCUUCUGGCUUUUAUGAAAAUCUUGUAGUGGGACAUUAUGACCAAAAGCCAUACCACAACAAUUUAUGACAUGUUUAUCAUAUACCGAAGCUUUCAUAUUCAUGUUUCAUAUAUUGUCGACAUAUUCUGAUACGUAUCAAAUAAAUUGCUUUUUCAUUUUUCUUGUCAUCUAAGUCUAAAAAUCUAUCACGAUCCCCCCACCAGAAAUAUCAAUAUUGCUAUAUGACGUGGCAGAUUGCGGUGACGUUUCGGUUACUCUUGGUAUUCAUUAUGAUGAGGCCUAAAAGUGUUUGUUUCCGGUAUCCCGACCUACCCUAAAUUUUGACCCGACUCUAAAUGUUUUUAUGGCCUUGGAGAAUUUUUUAAUUUUUUUAACAAAAAGUUGCAAAAUUGCACUUUUUAUUCUUCAAAAAUGGUCAGUGAUGUUAGAAAUUAACUUACCGAUGCUCUAAAAAUAUUAUUUCUUAUUUGUAUUCAUUUUUUGACCGAAAGAUACCACUUAAUAAAAAAAUCCCCCAAAAAAUUACCAACCGCCCUACCCUAAUUUUUUAGCAUGUUCCUGGAAACAAACAAUCUUUUAGGCCUUAUUGCGUGUAAAGCACACUGCUCCAUCAUUAUCGGUUGUGAUUAUCGUUUCAUUUGAUUUUUGAUGGUACAUAAUAAGUAUUAAUUUAAAAGUACGCCAAGGAUUUAUAAUUCGGCAGAUUUUUCAUCUAAAAUUUUCAUUGAACAUAUUUCUUAAUAUCAGCUUGUUAUGUUUUUACUUUGUUGACAUGUCAUUCAGUUAAUUAUAUGAGUAUACAUGUACAUAAUAAAAUAGUCUGCAUCAUUUCUACAACUGGAAUAAAGUCCAACGUAACGGAAUUUUCCGACUGUCACCGAACCAAUUAUUAUUGAGACAGAAGCGUUUUGCAGAAAAUUCUCUUACGUACGAUCAAUGAAUUCUUUAAUCGUAAUCAAUACAUACCCUAAACAAAUACACUUUUUGUGUGUAUUUUCUAUAAGAAAAUCCAGUGACAACACAGAAGUUAGAAGUAAGAUGAAAGAAAUUAGAAGUUCCUCCCGACUUUUGUAUUAAAUAGUGUAAUUGCAACGGUGCAAAUGCUUAUGCCACAAACAAGUCCCUUUACAAAGAUUACUGACCGUGUGAAAGCAGUUUCCCGAUUUUCAACUUGUUUUUUUUUUCCCUAGCUGUUUCUUUUGUUUUGUAUGUUGUCUUGCAUGUACCGCCUUCUUCUUUUGUGUUUUACAAUAUUUCUAUUAUGAUAAACUAUGUAUUGUGGACUGGUAUUUGAAGCACACCGUCUACUUUCUGUGUCAAGGGUCGAAUUUUGGGUAGCGGCAUUCGAUUGUAUUUUUCUGGUGUGUUUGCGAGGCUCAAUGUUUUAGUGAUUCCAUGAAGAAGACACAUAUUUCAGUCCUGACCGGGAUUCAGACCCGGAACCUCUCAUACCUAAGGUGAACACAUCACACAACGUCACUAUAAAAUGUAGCUCAGUAGCAAGCUAGUAUACUUGUACUCUAUCCGAUUAAGCACAUUGCAAUAGACUGAAAAUAUUUCAGCCCCUAUCUGAAUUUGAACAUGGGACCUCUUACAUUUAGGUCGUUAAACAAAAUUACUUUUGUUGAUAAAUUAAAAUGUCUUUAUACUUUUACUUAUAUAGAAAAAGUAUAGAGAAUAUCUCUUGCAUAUUCAUUUGUCUGCGCCAUCUGUUUACCCAGUUCUUUUCUCUAUUUCACUUAAUGACAUGAAUUUACAUUGAUUAUGUACAUUGCUUGUAUUAACUGAGUGUACAGAUUUGUAUGUAUAUAAAACCUAGUGAAAAGAAUAAAAGGUUGAAUCAUGUUUUGCUGAGUGCAAGAAUUAUUUCAUCAUAAAGAACAAUAUAUGUGCUGCAGAUAAGGGGUCCGAACAAUGUACCUUGAUCACACAAUUAUCAGAAUCUUUGUUAAAACAAUCUUCUAAUGACUUCCGUGUUCUCCACAUUAGAGAGUAUGGCAGUCAAUGUUUAUGCUAUCAAAUGCAACAUUUAUAACUCCCAGUAACCUCGUUAGAAAGACUACUACGUUCGAAAUAUGGCUUAGUUAAUACGUGGAUUGUUCCGAUGUUGCUUUAAACAAACAAAUUCUCUGGACAAUGUUUGGUAUAAGUUAGUCGAAAAAGACUGAAAUUCCAAAAAGCGGAGGUACCAAACAAGUAAAAAAACCUUAAUAUUAAUUAUUCAAAUUAAAUAAUUAAAUAAGUUAUUUUAGAUCAUUUAGGCACACAGUUUAUGUUGUAACUAUACUGACCCUCUGAUAAAUGAAACAAGUUAAAAUGAUCUUUUAAAUGAUGCAGGGUUCUUACAAAAAAGAUUGAUAAUUUAUCAUAUUUCGGUCUUUUCGCUGUAACAGUAAAUUACUACUUGGGAUAUGUUAUGUUGAUUUUAUAUAUGGUGAACUGGGUAGAAUUAGUUUUAAAUGUAUACAUUUUUAUAACAUUAUUAAAUACUGGACAAAAAUUGUGUGUACAAGUGAAAAUAAAUAUGUAACUCUUGUGUACAAAAUGUUAAAAGAUGACUUAGAAAAUGCUCCAAAUAAGGUAAAUUGGUGUUCACUGCUUAAAAAUUUGUUAUGUUCUUUCGCUUUUUAUGAUGCCUGGUUACAACAAAGUGUAGGUAAUACUAACCUAUUCUUAAGCAUGGUUAAGCAAAGAAUAAAUGAUCAAUUUAUACAAAAUUGGCACGAUAGAUUAGAAAAUUCUUCACGUGUACUCUUUUAUCGAAACAUAGCCUCAUUUAGAUUUCAACCAUACUUGGAAUAUUUUUCUGUUAACAAAUUUUGUCAAGCACUCGUUCAGUUGAGGGUUUCUUCUCAUAGGCUACAGAUAGAGACAGGCCGUUGGGCUAGACCAUUAAGUAUUCCUGUAAAUGAACGUCGAUGUCAUAUUUGCAAUGUAUUAGAAAAUGAAUUUCAUUUUGUUCUUGAAUGUAGAUUGUAUAAUGAUUUGAGGAAACAAUAUAUCCUAUUAAAAUUCUGUAGAAGACCAAAUAUGUAUAAAUUUAUAGAUUUGUUAAAUAAUGAAAAUCAGUCAGUCGUGAAAAAAUUAGGAGCAUAUGUAUACCAUGCUUUUACUUUAAGAAAUGCAAAUAUGUAUCAGUAACAAUAUGUCAUUUUCCCGUAAAAAUAUUCCAGCCAAAACAAAUACUGUUGUAAUUUAAAUAUGUAUGUAUAUUUCGCAGUAGUUAUUUCUUGAAACAGAUUUAUGAUUAUCCAGUCUGUUGUUCCUUUAGUUUCGUUUCGUUAAGGAUCAACUCAAGUCCGGAAUAUAUCUUAAUCUAUAAGACUGGAAUAUUUUUCAGUUCAUUAUUAAUAGAUACUAUGUAUGAAUAUAUAUGUUAUGCUAAUCUAUUAUUAGUGUGUAACCUUCUCCGAAUGUAAAAAUGUAGACACAUAUACACAAAUGUUUUAUAUAUGUACAUGCUGAUUUCACUGUUAAUGCUAAUCUAUUAUUAGUGUGUAACCUUCUCCAAAUGUAAAAAUGUAGACACAUAUACACAAAUGUUUUAUAUAUGUACAUGCUGCUUUCGCUGUUAAUGCUAAUCUAUUAUUAGUGUGUAACCUUCUCCAAAUGUAAAAAUGUAGACACAUAUACACAAAUGUUUUAUAAAUGUACAUGCUGAUUUCACUGUUCGUCAUAUACUGUGCAUGUUUAUGUCCUCAUGGGCUUCUAGCCUAUUUGAAUUGAAAUAAACUUACUACUACUUUA